Mus pahari (shrew mouse) is the source of this 1662-nucleotide messenger RNA. RefSeq names its product proline rich 30 (gene Prr30). The coding region runs from base 248 to 1447 and encodes 399 amino acids. The record is from RefSeq and is a predicted model, not a curated record. Lineage: Eukaryota; Metazoa; Chordata; Mammalia; Rodentia; Muridae. The transcript has a single exon.
UGGCUAAGGAGAAGUGAGGAGUCAAGUUUAGAUGCAGGCUCUGGACUGAGCACGCCACAGCCAGGUAGAAGAGGCUGCGUGUCCCCUUGGCCAGCUGCUGAUGCCUACAGCAGAACGAGGCUGCUGCGGCCACAUUGUGCACAGAAGGCAGUCUUUACCACCAGCCCCAGCUGGCCUCAGAGAUCCCCCAUGCUGUUAGGUCUCUAACCACUGUCCACCCAUCCAAUUCCCCCCUGGAUUCAAGGCAAUGUUGCCUCAAAACAAGGACCAGGUGCUGCUACAGAACACAGUGCCCUCAGGGUGUCCUCCUCAGGUCCUCUCACAGUUUGUGAAUUCACCUCUGCCCAACUUAGCAUCUCUUUCUCCCAAUCCGACCCUCCCUUCUUCCCACUUUCCUCUGCCUACCCCCCCACAGGCAUAUUUCCUCUCUUCUUUGACACAGACUCACUCUCCUGGGCCUUACUUCUCUUUGGACUCGAAUUCUGACUUUGUUCCUCCUGACUCUUCCUGUCACCCAAGAUCCUCUUCUUGCUUUCACCAAAACUAUACUCACUUUGGUGAAAAAGUCCCCUCUCCACACUCCAUCUCUCCCUCCAACUAUCAGCUCUGUGUCUCUCCCCCUCUUACCGGCUCCUCCUCUGCUUCCCAGCUACAACAAUCCUCUCCUCACUCCUGUCAGUCCCCUUCCCGCCUCCAGGACUUACAAAGCUCCAAGAUCACUUCCCCGGGCCCCAGCUCACCUUCUCCAAGGAUUCGGAGUAAGAAGCAAUCAUGGCAGUGGCCUCCGUCCGGAAGCAUCAAGUCCUCUCGGGGGGCAGGGGGAUGUGUGCCAAGCAAGGUGGACCCUGCAGCAUUCAAGGACCCAGGGGCCCUCACCCAAGCCCUGGUGUACCAUGUGGGGCGCCGCAGAAUUGCACGAGAGCUGCAGAUACUGUUUCUGCAGCAGCUGUGGCUCGAAACACCCGGCUGUGCCCCAGUCGUGGAGUACCCCAUAUGUCUAGUGUGCCUCCAGAUCCGCACCCCAUCUUGUCCCACCCCCAAGUACAAGACUAUACCCCGGCUGCUUGCCUUCCCUCAACUACUACCCUGUGCCCAGGGCCAGGAAUCUGGGCCUCUCCGAAUAGGAAUUGGCUUCGGCCUCUGCCUGCCUCGGGGCCAGGCCAGGGCUUUGCAUCUGGUGCCCCCGCAAAAUCCAGUGGGAGUAGAGUCUCAGGAAGAGGCCCUCCAGCGACAAAAAUCCACAACCCAAGAAUCAGUUCAAAUCACCAGCACACACUUCCAGGCCCGGAGCCUCUGGUCUGUAGACCUUCAAUCACCAAAACCCAGCCAGGGCUCCAGGUCUUUACUUCAGGAACCAAGCCAGGUCGCUGCAUGCCCAAAGGCCGGGCCUUCUGUCUCAAAGAGGUCUGUGACUCUAGAGUCUAUUCUCCGAAAGUUGCCAUCUUAAUCCCAGAGCAGCGGAGACCCUCUGGAACACCACCUCCAAAUUCUACCUUCCCUACCAGGACUUCUCAGACCUCGGAGGGCUGGCUGGCUGGAAGCCAGGUGUGUUCUCCUGCCCUGAACCCUGGGAACCCCUUGUGGAGUUUGCUCUCCCCUAGUUGAAGAGACCAGAGGCACCCAAGGACUCAUUCAGCCUUCAAGUUUAUCCAAUAAAGCCUA